Molecule: messenger RNA, 1017 nt
Organism: Cadophora gregata
Lineage: Eukaryota; Fungi; Ascomycota; Leotiomycetes; Helotiales; Ploettnerulaceae
Exons: 2
Coding region: 1-1017 (338 amino acids)
Molecular function (GO): dioxygenase activity
Source: RefSeq, a predicted model, not a curated record
AUGUCCACUUCAUUCUCGUCUCUUCCUAUUGUUUCUCUUGCUGGUUUGUCUUUCCCCCCCCCAAAACCGGAAGAUCUGGAAACACUAGCUUCUCGUUUGAAUGAGGUAUUCUCAACCACUGGGUUCGCAUAUCUUACGGAUCUACCAAUCACAUAUUGCCACGACGAUGUUUUUGCAAUUUGUGAUGAGUUUUUUGGCCCUAAAGGCUUGACAAUGGAUGAGAAAAUGAAGCUUGCAAAGAAGACCUUCGUCCCAACAAACAAAAACUCAUACAGAGGGUACUUUCCACCACAAGAAGGAGAUGACAAUCUCAAAGAAGGGUUCGAGCUCGGCAAUCCCUCAACCAGACCGAGUACAUCGGGCCUUUUGAGCCCAAAAUUCGAUCUUACCGAGUCUAAUGUUUUCCCUGCUUCCAAACGGGAAAUCCAAGCUCGGUGCGAGACCUUGCACAAGGAGCUCCAGACCCUUUCGUCAAAGCUUCUCUCUCUUCUAGCCGUUGCUCUUGGCAAACCUUCAUCAUUCUUUAAUCACUAUCUGAAAGACUCUUUGAGCACCCUCAGACUCCUUCACUACCCUCCAGUCCCAGCUUCUCGUCAACAAGAACUAAUCUGUACUCCGCAUACGGAUUCCGGUAUCCUUACGCUCCUGCAUCAGGACAAGACUUGCGGGCUAGAGGUUAGAAACAGUGAAGGAGAGUGGAUCCCUGCACCCUACGUGCCGGGAAGUAUUGUCGUCAAUAUCGGAGACUUGAUGGCGAAAGUGAGCGGCGGAAAGUGGGUUGCCACGUACCAUCGAGUCCGAUCUUCUAAGAAGGAAGGCAGCAAUCCGAAAGGACGCUACUCCGUCCCGUUCUUCUUUGAGCCAGGCUUGAACUGUGUUGUGCAGAGUGUUGAUGGAGACGAGGUGGUGUAUGGCGAGCAUCUGCUGCAGAAGAUGAGUGGGUGGGUGGAGUUUCAGGAUGUUGUUGAGACUCAUGAUAGUAUUGUUUCAGGCAGAGCUGUCGUUGAAGCCUUUUGA